Molecule: messenger RNA, 3975 nt
Organism: Linum tenue
Lineage: Eukaryota; Viridiplantae; Streptophyta; Magnoliopsida; Malpighiales; Linaceae
Source: the annotation of a GenBank genome assembly
GUGGGCGUUUUAUUUCCUUCUUACUCCUCACUCUCAGUCCACGCUGCUCUGGCGCGUAUCAACAACACCCUCUCCGCCAUCUUCAACAUCUGCCACAGCAGCUUGUUCGCUUCCACCUUCGCUUCAUCUUUUCGCCGGCCCAUCCAUCUGCGUUCCGCCUCCGCCUCCGCCGCUAACAUGUCAGGAGUUGAAAAGAAGGCCGAGACUCCUGAAGAAAUAGAGCGGAAGAAGAAGAAAGAAGAAAAGGCUAAGGAAAAAGAAAUGAAGAAGCAAAAAGCUGCCGAGAAGAAGGCCGCUGCUGAUAAGCUGAAGGCACAAGGUCCUGAUGCUGCUAAAAAGAGUGCUGCUAAGAAGGCUGCAAAGCGAGAUGCUGGCGGCGAUGAGAACCCGGAGGAUUUUGUCGAUCCGGAGACAAAUCUCGGUGAUAAGAAAAAGCUUUCCGCUAAAAUGGCAAAACAGUAUAACCCGACUGCAGUUGAGAAAUCAUGGUAUCCUUGGUGGGAAAAAGAGGGCUACUUUGUGGCGGAUGCUAAGAGCACCAAACCACCAUUUGUCAUUGAAGUGAGACGAGCAUCACAGGUUAUCAGUGCCAUCGCGUUCUUAAAGAUUUCAUUGUGCCCCUAUAUGGAAAUGUCAAAAUGGCUAAAAUUGUUGGUGCACAUUUUGCAGGUUCUUCCACCUCCAAAUGUGACUGGGGCCCUACACAUUGGCCAUGCACUUACUGCUGCCAUAGAGGAUCUAAUCAUUCGCUGGAAGAGAAUGUCUGGCUUUAAUGCCUUAUGGGUGCCCGGUGUGGACCAUGCUGGGAUAGCUACACAGGUUGUUGUAGAGAAGAAGUUAAUGCGUGAACGCCAUCUAACUAGGCAUGAUAUUGGUCGCGAGCAAUUUGUAGCUGAGGUUUGGAAAUGGAAGGAGGAAUAUGGUGGUACAAUACUGAGGCAGUUGCGAAGGUUGGGUGCUUCUCUUGACUGGUCUCGUGAGUGUUUCACAAUGGAUGAGAAAAGAUCAAGGGCUAUAACAGAGGAGUUUGUUAGGUUAUACGAAGAAGGUCUCAUCUAUAGGGAUCUUCGGCUAGUGAACUGGGAUUGCACCUUGCGUACAGCAAUAUCUGAUAUUGAGGUAGAUUAUAUGGACAUCAAGGAGAGAACCAAGUUGAAGGUACCAGGUUAUGAAAAAGAGGCUGAAUUUGGUGUAUUGACCUUAUUUGCUUAUCCACUGGAGGGAGAGCUAGGUGAAAUAGUAGUUGCCACUACCAGGGUUGAAACAAUGCUUGGUGACACUGCUAUUGCUAUCCAUCCUGAUGACAAGAGAUACAUCCAUCUACAUGGAAAAUUUGCAGUACAUCCAUUUAAUGGAAGAAAGCUUCCUAUAAUAUGUGAUAAAGAAACUGUUGAUCCCACUUUCGGAACUGGUGCUGUGAAGAUUACUCCAGCCCAUGAUCCCAAUGAUUUUAAGGUUGGGAAGGCCCAUAAUCUUGAAUUUAUAAAUAUAUUUACGGAUGAUGGUAAGAUCAACAGCAAUGGUGGACCAGAGUUCACUGGGAUGCCACGGUUCAAGGCCCGUGAGGUGGUGAUUAAUGCUUUGAGAGAGAAGGGAUUGUACAGAGGUGACAAAAUUAAUGAGAUGCGCCUUGGAUUCUGUUCAAGAAGCAAUGAUGUUAUUGAGCCAAUGAUAAAGCCUCAAUGGUUCGUUAACUGUGGUAGCAUAGCUAAGCAGGCCCUUGACGCUGCAACAGAGGGUGAAACUCCAAAGCUUCAGUUCAUCCCGAAACAAUAUUUGGCGGAAUGGAAAAGAUGGCUUGAAAACAUUCGCGAUUGGUGCAUCUCAAGGCAGCUUUGGUGGGGUCAUCGAAUUCCUGCAUGGUAUGUUACGCUUGAAGACGAUGAUUUGAAGGAACAAGGUGCAUAUAAUGACCACUGGGUGGUUGGAAGAAAUGAGAAUGAAGCUUUGGAAGUGGCUAACAGUAGAUUUGCUGGGAAGAAGUUCAAGAUGAAUCAAGAUCCUGAUGUGCUGGAUACAUGGUUCUCCUCUGGAUUGUUUCCAUUGUCUGUUUUAGGAUGGCCUGAUGAGACAGACGACUUGAAAGCGUUUUAUCCUACUUCAGUUCUUGAAACUGGGCAUGACAUUUUGUUCUUCUGGGUUGCACGCAUGGUUAUGCUAGGCAUGAAACUGGGAGGUGAUGUGCCUUUCUCUAAGGUGUACUUGCAUCCAAUGAUUCGUGAUGCACAUGGCCGCAAGAUGUCUAAAUCUCUUGGAAAUGUUGUUGACCCACUGGAAGUAAUAAAUGGGGUAAGCCUUCAGGGGCUUCACAAGAGACUUGAAGAGGGGAACUUGGAUCAAAACGAGCUGGCCACUGCGAAAGAGGGUCAGAAGAAAGACUUCCCUGAUGGUAUUGCAGAAUGUGGUGCAGAUGCACUACGCUUUGCCCUUGUUUCAUAUACUGCUCAGUCCGAUAAGAUAAAUUUGGACAUCCAAAGAGUGGUUGGAUAUCGUCAGUGGUGCAAUAAGCUGUGGAAUGCUGUUAGAUUUGCAAUGGGCAAACUUGAUGCAGAUUACACCCCGCCUUCAACUUUAGCUUAUGAGACCUUGCCCUUUAGCUGCAAGUGGAUUCUCACAGUCCUGAACAAGGCCAUAUCAAAAACUGUGACUGCAAUGGAUGCAUAUGAGUUCUCUGAUGCGUCCAGCGAAGUCUUUUCAUGGUGGCAGUAUGAGUUCUGUGAUGUUUUCAUUGAAGCAAUUAAGCCUUACUUUGCUGGCAACAGUUCGUCAUUUUCCGUGGAACGAAGUGCGGCACAGGACACUCUCUGGGUAUGCUUGGACAAUGGCUUGCGGCUACUGCAUCCAUUUAUGCCGUUUGUUACUGAAGAAUUGUGGCAACGCCUUCCUUCAGCUAGCAGCCAUGCAAAGAAAGACUCUAUUAUGGUAGCAGACUACCCAUCACCGGUAGAGGUUUGGAACAAUAUAUUGGUGGAAAACGAAAUGGAGCUUGCUCGAUCAACUUGGAAAAGUCUAAGAUCGCUUCGGGUUGCGGUGCUUGAAAAGCAGACAAAUGAAAGGCAAGACUUUGUUGUUUUAGAUAAUUCACCCUCCGAUUCUCUAUUACCAGCUUUUGCAUUUUGCCAAAGUGAAGCAGUUGCAGAAAUUAUUAGAGGGCGUGAGUUGGAGAUUAUAACUCUUGGAAGCUUAUCAUCCUUAAAGGUCCUAGUGAGUGGGAUAGAUGCUCCUCCCACUGGAUGUGCUUUUGAGAUUGUCAACGAGAACCUUAAAGUGUAUCUCAAGAAAGAAGGGAAGGUUGAUACAGCAGCAGAGCGAGAGAAGAUCAGAAGUAAAAUGGAUGACAUACAGAAGCAACGGGAAAAAAUAGAGAAGAACAUAAGCACCACAGGGUACAAAGAGAAAGUACCGCCUCAUAUUCAGGAAGAGAAUACUGAGAAGCUGAAUAGGCUCAUUCAGGAACUGGAGUUAUUGAAGUUAGAGAGUGCACGGCUUGAAGCUGAGAGUAACGCUCCAAGGCAGUAACCUUAACAAAUUUAGCAGAAGGCCCGACUGCCAUUGUUAUCAAUUUAGUAUGCAUACAGGCUGACGAGCGAGUUGCACAAUUUUUGGUUCUCUCCCAAAAUUGUUUUGAUUAUGCAAUCCGGUAAUUUGACAAGUUUCAUUUAUGAGAUUAUUGUUGUAGUAGUUGCGUCUGGUGUAAUUCUUACUGCUUCUCUUGGCGGCUAUGGGACGCUGUUGUCUAUGCACGAUAUUUUAGUUUGGGUCUAUUGUCUUCAAAAUGGCCUGGUUCAACGGGUGAAACUGCAAGCUAGUUGCUUGGCCGAUUCAACGAUCCAACCCAGGAUAGUAAUAUCAAGGCCGUCAAUUGUCAAAGACCGAUCAAGAGACUGAAAAAGAACAGCUGAGUUCAUCAGCUUUAAGAAUUGGCUUCGAUCUGUAUUAUUUUGUAAUAGACAUAAGGAUACUACGUCCUUCAAA